This is a messenger RNA of Nanorana parkeri, 3696 nucleotides long. RefSeq names its product ovochymase 1 (gene OVCH1). Bases 1 to 3696 code for a protein of 1231 amino acids. Gene Ontology annotation, biological process: proteolysis. The record is from RefSeq and is a predicted model, not a curated record. The transcript is spliced from 27 exons. NCBI's taxonomy places the organism in Eukaryota, Metazoa, Chordata, Amphibia, Anura, Dicroglossidae. Gene Ontology annotation, molecular function: serine-type endopeptidase activity.
AUGCUUCCUAGAGAGAUGAAAUGCGGCGUUCAGCCAAUGAAGCGCACGGCUGCAAACUUUUUUCAAGAAAACUCGCGUAUUAUUGGGGGAGAGGAUGCCGAGGAAGGCGGACAGCCUUGGACAGUAUCUUUGCAGUAUCGUAGUGGACACAUCUGUGGAGGAAGCAUCGUGGGGACGACUGAGGUGGUAACGGCUGCACACUGCGUUUACUUUUUGAGCAGUCAGGUGAGGCACUUGACUGUUGUUGCUGGAGAAUACGAUCGGACAGCUGUCGAUGCUGAACAACAAAAUAUCUCUGUUUCAAGCAUCAAGGUCCACCCAAAAUACCGUCUGGAUGGAAGUAUGAGCUACGAUGUUGCAUUGAUUUACCUCUCUCAGCCAAUCACCAUGGGUUCUGAGGUGCAGCCGAUCUGUCUGCCACAGUUGGGGGAGAAGGUUGACAUUGGGACAUUGUGUGUCUCCAGUGGAUGGGGGAGAGUCGGAGAAAAUGUGGAGUUGUCCGAUGUCCUGCAGGUGGUGACUCUUCCCAUCCUAGACACCAAAAUCUGCGGCUCAGUACUGGACUCCAUGGGGCUGCCGGCUUUACGUGACUCCAUGUUAUGUGCAGGCUUCCCAGAUGGGGGGAAAGAUGCUUGUCAGGGAGACUCUGGCGGUCCCUUGGUGUGCCAGAGGAGAUCUGGGACUUGGUUCUUGGCCGGGACUACCUCCUGGGGUGUUGGUUGUGGAAGAGUGUGGGGCAAGUCCGCGACGAGCAGCGAGGCUCUGGGGUCCCCGGCGAUAUUCGCGAGGAUUUCCGCUGUACUGGAUUUCCUGAGAAACUCCACAGCUGACAGUGGUUGUAGCUCCGAGCCGCAGAUGAUUGUAGACACAAAUGGGGUCAUCAAGUAUCCAUUGGAUGCCACCAGCAAUUAUUCCAGCAACAGUCUAUGUCGCUGGACAGUCACUGUACCUGAGCAAGAGAUCAUCCAGAUCCAGUUCAUCCGGAUGAAUAUUGAAGAUCACGUGACCUGCGUCCUUGACUCUUUAACUUUUUCAGUGAAACAAAAGAUGAUCAGGAAAGUGUGCGGAACCACAUUACCAUCUCCGAUACUUAUCCAAUCCAAGGAGGUGACAGUCACGUUCUUUUCAGAUGCCACCAUUAAUGGCGGCGGCUUUGAGCUGAAAUUCUUGGCCCUUCCAGCUUCUUCAGUACAAGAGUGGCCGGUGUGUGGCGUCUCAUUGGAGCGGGCGGUGCGUGGAGUCUCCUUGGAGCGGGCGGUGCGUGGAGUCUCCUUGCAGCGGGCGGUGCGUGGAGUCUCCUUGGAGCGGGCGGUGCGUGGAGUCUCCUUGCAGUGGGCGGUGCGUGGAGUCUCCUUGGAGCGGGCGGCGUGCUCCGGUUGCGGUAGUGUGGCGCUGCUGAAGAAAGAAGAGAAAAUCUACACCCGCAAUUACCCCGGCUUGUACCCCAGUAGCACUACAUGUCGCUGGGUCAUUGAGGCACCAAAAGGCCAAAUUGUCCAAUUGCUUUUUCUAGAUUUUGCUGUGGAGUUCCAGGAGGAAUGUCUCUAUGAUCGGGUUUCAGUGUACGGCGACCGAGACCAAAAACACUUAAUCGUAACUUUAUGUGGAUUUUCUGUGACUCAGCCAGUCUACAGCCCGGGGAACAUAAUGGUCGUUGUAUUCAAGAGCGAUGCUGAGAAUAAUUUCUAUGGCUUUAAAGCCACUUUCAACUUUCUAUAUCCAGAAGAAAUAAAGCCACGGGCCUCGCCUAGCUUACUCCACGUUCCUGAUCUGAAGCGCAUCACCAAAAGUGUCUGUGGGGUGGCCCCUCUCUCUGCUCAGUGGCUCCUAAAUCGAAUUAUCGGUGGGGAGGAAGCUUGCCCCAAUUGCUGGCCAUGGCAUGUGGUGCUAAUGAUCAAGGGAAGUUUUGAGUGCAGCGGGGCGAUUCUGUCACCGGACUGGGUGCUGACGGCUGCCCACUGCUUACUGUCCUCUGAUACCUCCCUAUAUGUGAUAAUUGCUGGCAUCCAUGACCGAUUCUUAAACAAAUCAAGUGAACAGAGAAGAAAUGUCCUGACUAUCGCAGCUCAUGAAAACUUUAACCCCCUCACCUAUGAAUAUGAUGUGGGGUUGCUUCGUGUGAAAGAGCCCUUCACGUUCAAUGACUUUGUGCGUCCAGUCUGUCUGCCCAGAAAGGAUGAGCCCAUCGAGCCGUCCUCCCUUUGUGUGGUCACUGGUUGGGGCAACACAGAAGAAGUUGGAAAGCUUUCCAGACGCUUGCAGCAGCUCCAGGUCCCCAUUCUCAAUUCCAAGGUCUGUAACACUACCUACUAUCCCAGGAUGAUCUCAAAGCACAUGAUCUGCGCAGGGUUUCCAGACACUGGAGGAAAGGACACCUGCAAGGGAGACUCCGGAGGUCCGCUGGUCUGUCUCAAUACGGACAACUCCUACGUAGUUGAUGGCAUUGUCAGUUGGGGUGUUGGCUGUGCUAGGGCGAAGAAGCCGGGAGUGUACACCAGAAUCCGCUCCUUCUUGAGUUGGAUAAAAGACACUCAGCAAGGAAGACGCAACCAAAUAAGUGGCCAACUGACCCUGCCGGAGGGACUGAGGAAUUUAAGGCUAGGGAUAGCGCCCUCUGCUGGUUGUCCAAGUCUACAGGUCCUCCCGGCUUGGUCUGGUGAUCUCAAAUCUUCCGGCUAUCCAAUCACCUACAUGAAUGGCCUGGACUGCUGGUGGACUCUUGACUCUUCCUCUGACCAUCGGAUCCAGAUUUUCAUCAUCGAUUUAUACCUAAAGGAGUCCCCAAACUGUACCUGGGACGCUCUGAAUAUUUAUGAUGGAGCCAGUAAUCGGACACAUUUGUUGGGUUCCCUAUGUGGAAAUGUGUCCAAUUUGACUUUACAGUCCAGUGGCAGCCACUUAACACUCCACUUCCACACUGAUGAGUCUGUUACGGGCCGCAGGUUCCACCUCCAUUAUAGCGAUGUCCCCGCAGAAACACUGCGAGCCCAGGAAACUGACAGAGAAAAUGGAAACUGUGGGAGGUCACUGAUCGAUCCUAUGCCGAGAGGAGCCCCUAUCACAAUACCUGAAACUGUUACUCAUGAAAGAGGGACAGGGCGGAUGGUCGGAGGGCACGCUGCCACCUGGAUGUCAUGGCCAUGGAUAGCCAGUAUCCAGAACAAAAACGGGAAACACUACUGCGGAGCAAUAAUCAUCAGUGAGAGGUGGCUAGUGACCGCCGCGCACUGCAGAUUCAUUGUUGGGUCAGACCAAGUGUUUGUGGGAGUGACCGACCUUUCACAGCCAGAACGAACAGAAGCCUUUGUGAAACGCACUUUCACACAUGAUCUUUACGACACAGAAUUUAUUCCUCCCGAGUAUGACCUCCGCCUGCUGGAGCUUGAGACUCCUCUUGCUCUGGGUUCACAGUUUCCUAAGAUACUGCAGCAAGCGAGGGUACCUCUGGUGUCGAAAGAAGAAUGCCUGAAAUUCUGGGACCAGGACAUUACCGAGGGCAACCUGUGUGCGGGGGCAGCCGGCGCCUCAUCUUGUUUGGGGGACUCAGGAGGUCCGCUGAUAUGUAAAGUGAAGAACAAGUAUGAGUUGGUGGGAAUAGUCAGCUGGGGGAGCAAUAUUUGUGACCCCGACACUCCAGCUGUCUACACCUCAUUGGCAAAAUACAGAGACUGGAUAGAACAGCAGACCGGAGUAUAA